GCUGGUUGGACGGUGACGUCACAGGAGGCUGCUGCUAGCUAAAACUAGUCAAAAACACUCCGGAGGCGAAAGCGAGGCAGCGAUGAACCGACCCGGUCAUGGUGGGGCUUCGACAUCCACGAGCUUCACCACAAGGAUAACAGAAAACCGAUGCUCAGACUCAGAUCUGACAGAGGAGGACAUAUGCAAUCUACAGAUUGAACUGGCGAAGAUGGAGGAUGAGAUUCAGACAUUGAGGCAGGUGCUUUUGGUCCGAGAAAAAUAUGCAGCAGACAUCAGGAGGCAGCUGGGUAUGAGCCCUCUCAGUAACAUCAAACAGAACCUGUCCAAAGGCUGGCAAGACGUCCAGACCUCCGCCCCAUAUCUCACAGCCUCUGCCACUUUGGAGGACAUCAGCCACUCCAACAUAUAUAUGAGGACACGAGAGAGUUUCACUCAUGCAGGCCAGGUGACCUCAUCUGCGAUGUCCAAUAUGGGCGUGACCAUCACCAGGAGACUGGCGGAGAUGAGAGCUCUGUCUCUUCCGAGCCCACCACGCGCCCUGAGCCACACCAUAAGUGUGCCGUCCAUGAGACAUUCCUCUACGUUCAAGUCUUUUGAGGAAAUGGUCGGAAAUGUGAAGGACAAGGUGAGUGGAGGUCUCACAAAUAACGGAGACACCUCUGGGUUUGAAAGAAGAUCCUCACGCACAUGAGAUGGACCCUUCUAAACAUAUCACAAACAAUAAUGUUUCAUACCUUGUAAAGUUAUGAAAUAAGGUUAUUUUUCUCCCUUGUCUGUGUUAAUUUGUCCACUGUUAUUUAUUGUAUUAAUACAACACGACAAGUAGAAUGUAUUACAAUUGCAAUGGAAAAUUAUUUUAAACUUAAAUGUAAAAAUAGUCUUUUAAUAUAUGUUAUAUUUCUGCAUGUCAGAUAAAUGUAAUGUGCAAGUUAUUUACUUUGACAUGCAGUGUGCAGUAAACCCAUCUGGUAUUUGCAAUAUGCAUUCAUUGACAUUAAUUGUGACAU
Cyclopterus lumpus (lumpfish) is the source of this 1010-nucleotide messenger RNA. RefSeq names its product tumor protein D54-like. The transcript has 9 exons. Gene Ontology annotation, cellular component: cytoplasm. The record is from RefSeq and is a predicted model, not a curated record. The coding region runs from base 83 to 694 and encodes 203 amino acids. Lineage: Eukaryota; Metazoa; Chordata; Actinopteri; Perciformes; Cyclopteridae.